AUGUCCGUCGAUAAAGAAGAUAUCAACUCUGUUGAUGCCAAGACUGGUGACCUUCGUAAGGUUACACCAAAGGCCCACGAUGCGGAAAUAAAGGCUGCAGCACAUGACCUUGAUAAAAAAGAGUCGCUCAGUGCAUACUUUACCAUCCUUGCCGCUGGUUUUGGUUUGAUCAGUGAUGGUUACCAAAAUAAUCUGAUGACGAUGAGCAACGUUAUUUUCAAGAAAUUAUACCCAAAUGACUAUACAUCUAUCGUGUCUACCCGUGUCUCAAAUUCCUUGCUAGUUGGUGCUGUACUUGGUCAAAUAUUCGUGGGUUUGAUUUGUGACAGGGUGGGACGCAAAGUCGCCCUUGUCUCGACAACCCUACUGAUUGUCGUCGGUGCUAUCCUUGGUACCGCGGCCCAUGGUGCGCACGGAAGCGCUCAGGGAUUGUUUUGGUUCUUGACUAUCGCUCGAGGAAUCACGGGUGUUGGCGUUGGAGGCGAAUAUCCUGCUUCUUCCACGAGUGCUAGCGAAGCUGCGAACGAGACAGCACAGAAAAAUCGCGGUCCAGUAUUCAUCAUGGUCACGAACUUUGUUCUAUCCGUCGGCGGCCCUCUUGCUGUAUCUGUGUUUCUGAUUGUCUUAUCGGCUGCUGGAGAGAAUCAUCUACAGACGGUCUGGCGCGUGUGCUUUGGUAUUGGCAUAUUGCUCCCUUUGACUGUAUUCUUCUUCCGUCUUCGCAUGCUGAGCUCUAAGCUGUACCGCAAGGGUGCUAUCAAGCGUCGCGUCCCAUAUGGACUCGUAUUCAAGCGUUAUUGGCGAGAGCUGAUCGGAACUUGUGGGGCUUGGUUUCUUUACGAUUUUGUCACAUUCCCUAACGGUGUCUUCUCGGGUACCAUUAUUUCCAGCGUUAUCCCCAACGGCGACAUAAAGUCGACGGCAGAAUGGCAACUUCUUCUCGGAAUAAUCGCGCUCCCUGGUGUUUUCGUGGGUGCCUAUCUCUGUAAUAGAUUGGGUCGAAGAAAUACGAUGAUGCUCGGCUUCUCUGGAUACCUCUUAUUUGGACUCAUCAUUGGACUGGCUUACAACAAGAUCACGAAAAUUAUACCACUAUUCAUCAUUUUCUAUGGGCUCAUGCAAUCAGUCGGAAACAUGGGACCCGGUGAUAUGCUUGGUCUAACGAGCUCCGAGUCAUAUGCGACUCCAAUCCGCGGCACCUGCUACGGCUUAUCUGCUGCUAUUGGGAAGACUGGAGCAGCCGUUGGCACUCAGGCUUUCACUCCCAUACAGAACAAUCUGGGUAAACAGUGGACGUUUAUCAUUGCCGCCAUUUGUGGCAUAACUGGUGUCCUGAUCACGUAUUUCUGCGUCCCAGACAUGACUGGGGUUGACCUCGCCGAUGAAGACGCCAAAUUCAUGAAAUACCUCGCUGAUAAUGGUUGGGAAGGUGAGGUAGGGGAAGACGAUGAGAAGGCGCUCACAGAUCACCAUGUCGCUGAAGUUGGUUCUGCUGAAUAACUUUGAAGACAUACUUAAAUUUAUUACUUGGCAGUGUUUUGUGUAUAGUCUAUGAACUCUAUUCGUUUCGGUUCAGUACUACAGUAUUAGUUACCACUAGUUUGCGCAAUCCCUACAUCUCAUGCAGUCAUGAAAGUCACGGUAUCGUCACACUAGCUGAUUCCGUUUGACACUAGACAUUAAGGAUUUGCU
Molecule: messenger RNA, 1692 nt
Organism: Suillus bovinus
Lineage: Eukaryota; Fungi; Basidiomycota; Agaricomycetes; Boletales; Suillaceae
Product: MFS general substrate transporter
Exons: 15
Coding region: 1-1500 (499 amino acids)
Biological process (GO): transmembrane transport; carboxylic acid transport
Cellular component (GO): plasma membrane
Molecular function (GO): carboxylic acid transmembrane transporter activity
Source: RefSeq, a predicted model, not a curated record